CCAGCGCAAACGAUGUACUAGAGAGACGAGAGUGUCGUGCGGGGCUGCCUAACUCCAGGGUCAAGGAUUGGAAUCACAGCCGCAGCCACAGCUUAGAGCUGCCAACGCUGGAGAGUGAACGGCAGACGUCAGUCAUGACGAGUGAUUGAAAUUUAAUUUGAUGGCAUUGAACGCGGUGAUGAAGAGCAGGAAAUCCUCUAGACAGGAUGAACCGUCGAACGGUCACUGGAGAAAGUCGAAACCCAAGAUAUCAGAAGUUGAGGAGACGUGGGAUGAAGACAUUCCUAUGCCAAGCUUUCCUAUUUGGACGUCGAUAAUUUUGAUCUGCUGCUGUGCCACAAUCUCAUUCAUCCCAGCUCUGAAUGGAGACUUUGUUUUUGACGAUUCGGAGGCGGUUCUGAACAAUGAAGACGUGCGAACGUCCACACCCGUGUGGAAUGUGUUUUAUAACGACUAUUGGGGCACUAGACUGAGCCACCCGAGCAGCCACAAGUCCUACCGGCCGCUCACUGUUCUUUCCUUCCGCCUGAACUACUGGCUCAGCGGAGGCAUUUUAAUUGCCAGGAGCUUCAAGCUGGCAAACCUGCUGCUGCACAUUGUGAUAUCCGUCAUUUCGCUCAGCCUCUUCGAUCGGUUGUUUGGAGGCAACUGUCCAAAGGCGUCGCUGCUCGCAAGUCUGCUUUUCGCGGUUCACCCAAUCCACUGUGAAGCUGUCGCGGGAAUAGUUGGCCGAGCUGAUCUGCUUUGCGCACUCUUCUUUUUCCUCGCUUUCCUUAGCUACUGCAAGUCAGUGGACAGCUCGCUGCAUAGCUAUCGAAUAUUCUCCUCUGUUAUUUGGCUUGACUUGACCAUGAUAUUUACCAUGGUCUCCAUGCUGUGCAAGGAGCAAGGCAUCACAGUACUUGGUCUUUGCAGCGUAUACGAUUUGGUGAACUUAUGGCAAGAGCAGGAACCAAAGAAGCGCAAGGGCGUUGUCAUGAGGCACGUUGCCUUGGCCAUGUGGGGCGCUGUACUUUUGCUCGGCAGGUGGGUCGUCAUGGGAGGACAAGUGCCCACCUUCCAACCUGUCGACAACCCAGCCUCCUUUGCUGAUAGCUUUUUCACCAGGGUAGUCUCAUUCAACUAUAUUUACGCUCUGAACUUCUGGCUGCUGCUCUGUCCAGACUGGCUAUGUUUUGAUUGGGCCAUGGGGUGUAUUCCCCUUAUCACCUCUCCAUUGGAUUUGAGAGUGAUGGCACCAAUCAUCUUUUGGGUAGGAAUGACUUUACUUGGCCUGCGCUGGUUUUUUACCAGCUCAACAAAAUCGGCAAGGAUUAUAUUUCUAGCCCUGUCCCUGCUUGUCGGCACCUUCCUGCCGGCUUCAAACCUUUUGUUCAGGGUUGGCUUUGUGAUCGCUGAAAGAGUACUGUACUUGCCGUCAGCAGGUUUUUGCAUGCUCAUCACCCUGGGCGUUCGCCAGCUUUCAACCCUUUCCCCUGAGUACCACCAAACAAUAAGAAGCAGCUUCAUGAUGUUGCUUGUAACUAUGGCUCUCAAGUCGUGCCAGAGAAGCAAGGAGUGGGGAACUGAGCAAGAAUUGUUUCGGUCAGCACUAGCCGUCUGUCCCCUGAACGCCAAGGUUCAUUAUAACGUGGCCAAGAAUGCCGCUGAUUUGGGAGACAAACAACUGGCCUUGGAAGAGUAUACCACAGCUUUGAAGCUUCAUCCUGAGUAUGAGCAGGCAAUGAAUAAUCUGGGAAACUUGCUGAGAGAUGGCGGUCAUUUAAACGAGGCAGAGAGCCUGCUGACCCAGGCCGUCACCAUCCGUCCAAAUUUUGCGGCAGCCUGGAUGAAUUUAGGCAUCGUUCAGGCGGGUCUGAAAAAGUAUCAAGACGCCGAGGAAAGCUACAUAACUGCGCUGCAGCAUAGACCAAAAUAUCCCGACUGCUAUUACAACUUGGGCAAUCUGUACUUGGAACAGGGUAGACAUGACGAUGCGUAUGAGGCGUGGAGGAAUGCCACUGAACUCAAACCGACUCACGUUGUCGCGUGGAGCAACAUGGUCAUCAUGCUGGACAGCAUCGGUCGCCGUCAAGUGGCUGAGCAGGUGGGUCGGGAGGCUCUGACACAUCUACCCAAUGAGGCUGGACUCCACUUCAACCUUGCAAACACUCUGGGCAAACUGAAGCAAUUUGCCAAAGCUGAACGACACUUCUUAAAAGCAACUGCUCUUGACCCAGACAAUGCCAAAUACCACGCCAAUUUAGGCGUUUUAUAUCACCGUUGGAAAAAAUUUUCGAUGGCGGAGAAGCGUUACUUAACUGCUCUGGAACUGGAUCCAACCCUGCAAACGGCUAAAGACAAUUUGCUGAUGCUACACAGAAGCAUGAGCAAAAGGAGAAAGUCUAAUGAAAAGCAAUGAAAAUAAUUAAGCAUUCACAAAGCAACUAAGAGAACUGAUAUUAAACUAGCGUUCUUACAGACCUUCUCAAAGUUUGUGUAUUCAAUGCUAGCCUUUACGUUUUUAUAGGAUUAUUUCCUGUGCUGUAGCUAAAGACAUUUUAGUCAUUAAAAUAAUACUUUUUCUCGUAUUGUAAAUGUGAUUUUACAAGGUAGCUCAUUAAAUAUUUCCAAUCAGAUGUCAAAUGAAA
Molecule: messenger RNA, 2630 nt
Organism: Cloeon dipterum
Lineage: Eukaryota; Metazoa; Arthropoda; Insecta; Ephemeroptera; Baetidae
Gene: Tmtc4
Product: Transmembrane O-mannosyltransferase targeting cadherins 4
Exons: 12
Coding region: 161-2401 (746 amino acids)
Biological process (GO): endoplasmic reticulum unfolded protein response; protein O-linked glycosylation via mannose
Cellular component (GO): endoplasmic reticulum
Molecular function (GO): mannosyltransferase activity; protein binding
Source: RefSeq, a predicted model, not a curated record